AACAUCUCACACAACAAACUCAGCACAAUUUCUCUUUAUACUCAGAUUCAUCUUAGUUUCAAGCCCUUUAAUUUAAUUUCAGCUCUAUGCUUCAACUUUGAUUAGUUUAGCAAUUCGGUUCUUUUUUUGUCGAAUUUGUAAUGGGCAUUUUGUCUAUAACCCAUUUAGUGCAGGAGGUUCAUCCCUCGUUUCUGCCAAUCGUCUGAUCUUUAAGGUGCAAUUAACGGCGUUCUUCCAUCAACUCACAAGCUGAGUUCCACGCUUGGAAAGAAGAGAGGGUUGUCGGAGAAAUCUUUCUUGUUUUGAGCAAAGCAAGUGGCACGCCAUUUCAUCUGCCACGUGUCAAGGAGAUUUUUUGGGAUAACAAUCUCUUUUUGGCACGCCCGGUGGGACCUCCUGCUGGCGAUUGUCUAUCAAGAAAAGUUCUUUGAUCCACUCUUUUCUUUUCCUGGGCAUGAAGCAGCCAUAGCCAUGCUUAGGAGAGUUGGAAAAGAAGUUGCACAACAAGUGGAAGUGGCUCCUGUGAGUCCAAGACAUUUUGAAGGUGAAAAUAGUCCGAAGCAUCUUCCACCUAUUUCUCCCUUAGCCGAUCGCUCAUAUGGCAAUCCCAUAUAUCGCAAUGAUGAUGAGGAGAAAGUUGAUUCUACUGAGUCAAGCAAUAAAAUAUCUCAAGAACUUCAGCAGAUAAGGAAGCUACAAGAAGAAGCCAAUCAGAACAUGGAGCGCAGUCUACAAAGCUUUCUACAAGCCCAACGACAACAUUCAGAUCAUUUCACUCAAUGUUUGAAUGUUAUUGAAAGGGCCAUUCAUGACAAUUCUCGAGCUAUUCGAGAAGAAGUAGCAGAAAGUCGUAGAACCUUCACUGCAGUUUCUGAGAGAACCAUGGAACAUGUUCGACAGCAGCAAAAUGUUCCAAGGCAACCCGUGCCUCGAGCAAUGGAAUUGCCACAGCAAAAUCUUCCAGAUCCUUUGCCUGGGGGGCAUAUUAAUCAGCCACAGUUCAAUAGGCAGCAGCAAAACAAUCCUGCUAGUGGCAUCCUUGGACCACAAGAUCCUGUGGAAGCAGCAUUCCGUGCAGCUAAGCAACUCAACGCCAAUCAACAAAGAUAUGUACCUCCUGCACGUCGUCCAAAUGCAGCCCCACAGCCCAACUUCCAGAAUAAUGCCUUUCAACCAUUAGGGCUGCAAGCAACACCCCCUCCCUUGGAUAGAAAUCAACUGAUUGAUCUAGUCCAGGAGACAUAUGGUCCAGCUUUAAGACCAUUGGUUUGUCCUUCCUAUCACAAGCCGUAUCCAGAUUACAUAGAUCGAGAUAAUCCAUUUCCUCGUGGAUUCAAAGUGCCUGAAUUUACUUUGUUUUCUGGGGACGCGAGUCAGUCAACCAUUGAACACAUUGGUAGGUUCACUAUUCAAUGUGGGGAGGCAUUGGGUGAUGAUUUUUUGAAGUUGAGACUCUUCCCAAGUUCUUUAACUGGUACUGCACUGACAUGGUACCUAAGUCUGUCGCAAAAUUCUGUGUUCACCUGGAGACAAAUAGAAGAUUUGUUUCAUAUUCAAUUCUACCACUCAGAGCCUGAGAUAUCCAUGGCUGAUCUUUCUAGACUGACUCAACGGCUAAGGGAAUCUUCAGAAAAUUAUCUUAUGCGGUUUAGAAAAGCCCAGAUGAAGUGCCAUGUUGCCUUACCAGAGCAAGAGUUCGUGAAGCUUGCACAGAAUGGUUUAGACAUUGAACUUCGAAAGAAGUUUGAGGGGAUGGAAUUCAGAGACUUCUUUGAGCUCUCUUAUAAGGUGGCACGUUAUGAGAACCUUUUAAGAGAGGAAUCCCAAAGAAAGGCAGCGUCGCAAGGAACUUAUUAUCAGGAUGCUUUUGACCUUGAUGUUGCCGAGGUCUUUGCAGACAAGCCAGUAACUUGUCCUAAUCUAGUGAAAGUCACUCAACAAGUUGAGGCGGCUGCAAAGCGUCUCCCGUAUGAAUCUGGGAGACAAUAUACAUUUGAUGUGACUAAAGCAAAUGAAAUCUUUGAUUAUCUGAAAAAGUCAGGACAUAUUAAGUUGCCGCAGGGGCAUAGGCUCCCGACGGACAAGAUUGACAAAGGGUUGCUUCGUUUCCUUGAAAAACCUAAGGAAGCCAUGGGGAUUGAUGAGAAUCCUUUUCCGAACAUUGAUGUUGGAGUUAAUGUUGCUGACAUAAGGAGCAUCUCUCAAAGGACGUAUAAAGGGCGAACUUUGGCUGCAGAUGACCUUCGUUGGGUGAUUGAGAAGGAAAGGGAACGUCGUGCCCAACAGAAUCAGAGGCUCGGGGGGCAACACCAUGCUGCCAGAAUCUAUGCGGCUGGAUCCAAGAUGAAGGAGGCUCGACAUACAGAUCGCUCUCGUAUGGUUAAGCCUCCACAGCGACCUCCAAGUAGAAGGUGGGAGAAGGUCGUGCAUCCCAAGUUUCCAAAAGAACCUGUGAGAAAUCCUAGAACUUUGAGAAGAAGGUUGCAGCAAAAGCGAGCAGAGGCACAUCGUCAUCAACAAUUAGCUACUGAGGAAGUUAAGGUUCCACAACGUUCUCUCGCAAAGGGAAGGAUGGUGUGGAAGAGAAAAGAGAGUCAAGAGGUUGCUGUCCAGAAUGAAUCUCAGCCGAAGGUGCCACCUCCUAAGCUCACCUCAUUGAUCAUUAAUGAAAAUGAGUUGAAGGCAACCUUUGAAGCAGAUCAGCAAGCAGAGUUGACUAGGGAUGAUAAUUUUCUUGAGGACAUGGAUGUUCUGCAGAUUGGCAGCAUCUCUAUUAAUCUCUCUUGUUUGGUUCUCACGCUUCCUUUGGUUUUUCAAGCCAAGGGCAGCGAGACUACCCAUGUUUCCAAUGGCAGCAUGCUUGUUGAGGAAGAAGUGAUAGAGCCACUCUACAUUUCAGCUCACAUGGAUGGAGUUCCAGUGAAUCGAGUCCUUGUUGACAAUGGAGCAGCAGUCAACGUCAUACCUUCUUUUAUGCUGAGGAAUUUGGGUAAAAAUUCUGAGGACUGGGUUUAUACUGAUGUAACCAUCAGUGAUUUCACAGGUGGUGUUAGCAAAUCAAAAGGAGUGCUGCUGGUUGCACUUACUGUCGGCAGCAAGACGUCAAUGAGUGCUUUCUUUGUUGUAGACUCUUCUGCAACUUAUAAUGCAUUAUUGGGACGUGAUUGGAUCCAUUCGAAUUGGUGUGUUCCAUCUACUCUCCAUCAAAGACUCAUUUUUUGGAAUGGAGGCAAGACUGAGGUGGUUUAUGCUGACAACAGACCAUUCUUAACCAAUUCCAAUAUGGCGGAAGCACGGUACUAUGAUGAAGACGUAGGAACCAUUCGUUUCUUUGGCAUGGAUAGACAAGGAAGACCUCGUGGAAUCAGUGCUUGCAACAAGCCUACCCUGACUAAGUAUGUGGUUGACGAGAAAUCCAAGAUAAGCAAAGAGAGAAGGGAGGCCGUAUCUGAAAUUCUAAAGAAAUUAGCGGCCUAUUUUGCUGAAAGAAAUACAGAACCAAAUCUGUCGGAGGUGGUACAUGAAGGUGAGGAGGACACCCAUACCGAUGGAAUCACAAUGGAAGAGUUAGAUCUGGCCCCUGCAAAGCUAGAUGACCUCAGGGCCAAUGUACAAGAUCCAUUGAAGAAAGUUAAUCUGGGAACGGAGGCAGAGCCACGCAUUACUUUUUUCAGUGGCUUGCUACCGCCAGAGAUGCGAGAUAAAAUAAUUUGUUUACCACAUGAAUUCAAAGACUGCUUUGCCUGGGAUUAUUCUGAGAUGCCAGGUUUAGACCGAGAGUUGGUAGAACAUAGACUACCAAUCAACAAAGGAUAUAAGCCGUACAAACAGCCGCCACGCCGUAUGUCUCCAGAAGUGAUUUUGAAAGUGAAGGAAGAAGUGGAGCGGCUGCAUAAAGUUGGUUUUAUACGGACAGCCAGGUACUCAGAAUGGUUGUCUAAUAUUGUUCCAAUAGUGAAGAAGAAUGGAAAGCUCAGAGUCUGCAUUGAUUUUCGAAACUUAAAUCUAGUCACACCGAAGGAUGAAUACCCCAUGCCAGUAGCAGAUUUACUUGUUGAUGGGGUUGCACGCCAUCGCAUUUUAUCUUUUAUGGAUGGGUAUAGUGGCUAUAAUCAGAUCUUUAUUGCAGAGGAAGACAUAAGUAAAACGGCGUUUCGUUGCCCUGGAAACAUAGGUACGUAUGAAUGGGUCGUGAUGCCGUUUGGGUUGAAAAAUGCAGGAGCUACAUAUCAACGGGCCAUGAAUGCAAUUUUCCAUGAUAUGAUUGGCCGCUUCAUGGAGAUUUAUAUCGAUGAUGUUGUUGUUAAAUCCAUGGAGGAUGAAGAACAUUUGGAGCACUUGAGGAAAGCUUUUGAAAGAAUGCGACAGCAUGGUUUGAAGAUGAAUCCUCUCAAGUGUGCUUUUGGUGUUAUAGCAGGGAAUUUUUUGGGUUUUUUGGUCCAUGAACGAGGCCUAGAGCCUGAUGCAGAUUUUAAAUGGGAGAGGCAGCACCAAGCCGCCUUUGAUGCCAUCAAGGAAUACUUGUCCAAGACACCCGUGUUGGUUCCUCCAGUUAAGAAUAAACCCUUAUUGCUGUAUAUAUCCGCCGCAGAUGAGUCAAUUGGCUGUCUGCUGGCGCAAGAGAAUAAUAAUAAACAAGAACAAACUGUUUAUUAUUUGAGUAGAGCUUUGAAUCCAACCGAAGUGAAAUAUUCUUCGGUUGAGAAAUUGUGUUUGGCUUUGUUCUUUGCAGCAAUAAAAUUGAGGCACUAUUUAUUGUAUUCGGAGGUGUUUGUUGUUUCAAAAACUGAUGUCAUAAAAUAUAUGCUGUCGCGGCCACUCUUAAGAGGCCGCAUUGGUAAGUGGAUUCUUGCACUUACUGAAUUUAAUCUAAGAUAUUUGCCUCAAAAAGCCGUCAAAGGACAGGCUUUAGCAGACUUCUUAGCAGAUCAUCCUUGUUUAGAUGUUAACGCUGAUGAAGACAAGGGAAUCAAUCUCUUUUCGAUUGACUUGGUUCCUUGGAGGCUUAUUUUCUAUGGGUCUAGCACUGAUCGAGCCUCUGGGGCUGGGAUUAUUAUUGUUUCUCCAGAUGGCAUAAAACCCAAUGAGUUGAAGGUGCCAUCGGUUGAAAUUGUGGGUGAUUCUCAAUUAGUUCUCAAGCAAUUGAGUGGCAAAUACAAGUGUACAAGCGUGGUUUUGUCUCCAUAUUUUGCCACUGCCAUCCAACUACUAGAGGAAUUUGAUGAUGUCUCCCUAAAGCAUAUUCCUCGCAACAUGAAUAUUGAAGCAAAUGAACUCGCGCAGAUUGCUUCAGGUGUCAAAAUGCUUGAAGGCAUCUUGGAGAAAGUCGUCGUAAUUGAAAAACGUAUACUGCCUUCAAUUCAUCAAAGAGGAAUAAUGGUGGAAGCAUGCUCACUAGAUGUCACACCUACAGACUGGAGGCAUCCAAUAAUUGAACAUUUGAGGAAUCCCAGUUCUAAAACAUCAAGGAGAACGAGGAUGCAAACUUUAAACUAUGUGCUACUUGGGGAUGUUCUGUAUCGUAGGGGGCAGGAUGAAUUAUUAUUGCGCUGCCUCGGUCUUGAUGAAAGUUACCAUGUGAUGUCGAAUGUUCAUAAUGAUAUAAAGAAACCGAAACGUACCAUUCUGGAGAUAAGGCCCGUAUUUAGUCGCGGAAAGGUGCAUCUUGAUGUCGUCGAGGGUCUCGCACUGGCCGAGGUUGUUGUAAUUGGCAGCAGUGAGGAGGCCGGCUCCUGGGUGCGAACCCGCGAGCUGGUCGCGAACCCAGGCUCCUGGGAUUGCAUCAAUUAUGCGAAGGGCUGCAGAGCUUAUCAGCUGCAUGGUCCUUUGCAGCGAGCGCCAGCUUCUGAGUUACAUCCUAUUGUCAAGCCAUGGCCUUUUCGUGGCUUGGCAAUUGAUUUGAUUGGGAAAAUCUAUCCACCUUCUUCUAAAGGUCAUUCUUUCAUAAUAGUUGCUACAGACUACUUUACUAAGUGGGUGGAGGCAAGGCCUAUGAAGAAGGUUGAGCAAGGAGAUGUCAUCAAGUUCAUAAAAGAAGAUCCGAUCCACAGAACCUCACAACGGAGUUCAACUAAGGUGACCCCAUUCUCGCUUACUUAUGGUCAUGAUGCUGUCUUGCCUAUGGAAUUAACGGCAAGGUCUCUGCGGAUUGCAAUUCAAAAUGGCUUGAAUUAUGGGGAAUACAAUGAGGCCAUGAUCAUGGAGUUGGAAGACCUUGAGGAAGCAAGGCUGACAGCAUUGGAUGUGAUGAAGGCCCAGAAGCUUAAAGUGGCACGAGCUUACAACAAAAGGGUCAAGCAAAAGAAUUUAGCCGAAGGAAGGUUGGUUUGGAAGGCUGUGCUGCCGCUUGGCAAGAAGGAUCCUAGAUAUGCCUCACUCUUUGCAGCCAAAGCUUCACGUCCUUCUUCCUUGAGCUCAACUAGUAAUUUGCUUCUUUCGGCUUUAAGGGAUUUGAGGCUUCUUCCUUGCUGUAAUUCUCGAGCAGGAAAUUGGCUGGCCAUGGCUGCAAUGGCUUGACAAAGACAAUGCAAAAACUAGAAAAACAGAAAGAGAGAAACGACCGCAAAUCUAUGAUGAUGAUCGUGUUUUAUAAUGAGUUAAAGUCGGCAAGGUUUCUGAGUCCUAAGCUGUGAAGAAUUGCAAUUGUAUCGCAGAAGUUGUAGUCGGCCAUGUUUUUGAUUCCAAAAUGAAGAAGAAAUGUAAACAGCAAAUGGGGACAAAGGCACAAAGAAGUUGAGCACUGUUAUUAAAGUCCUAAAUUUUUG
Messenger RNA from Rubroshorea leprosula, 6764 nucleotides. Lineage: Eukaryota; Viridiplantae; Streptophyta; Magnoliopsida; Malvales; Dipterocarpaceae. The record is from the annotation of a GenBank genome assembly.